Molecule: messenger RNA, 1729 nt
Organism: Drosophila melanogaster (fruit fly)
Lineage: Eukaryota; Metazoa; Arthropoda; Insecta; Diptera; Drosophilidae
Gene: Septin5
Product: septin 5
Exons: 2
Coding region: 213-1481 (422 amino acids)
Cellular component (GO): septin complex; cytoskeleton
Molecular function (GO): GTP binding
Source: RefSeq, marked reviewed
UUUAAUCGAUAUAGUCGCGCAGAACUGUCUCGAUAGACAACUGAGGCGGGCACCGCAUUUAAAAUCGUCAAGGCUGCAGAUGCAGGAAAAUCCAAAUGGCUUAUUAAGAAAAACGACUAGGGUUUACACAGGCUGCACAUACGAGAAUUCCGGGUAUAAAGAGUGGCGCCUGCGCUGGGUCGUGACAUUAUUCUAACGAAAGCACUGGCGAAAUGGUUCAUUUAGUGACUGAAAAGAAGACGCAGGAGGUGGCAACCAAAGUCCCCAGGCUCCUUCAACUCGGCGGCCACGUGGGGUUCGACACCCUACCGGACCAGCUGGUCAACAAGAGCGUCCAGAAUGGCUUUAGCUUCAAUAUCCUAUGCAUCGGCGAGACCGCUCUCGGGAAAUCCACUCUCAUGGACACACUGUUCAAUACCAGUUUUGGAUCUACACCGAGCCCGCACAACCUGCCCAAUGUGAAGCUGAAGGCAAAUACAUACGAGCUGCAGGAGAGCAACGUCCGCCUGAAGCUGACCGUCUGUGACACGAUCGGAUACGGAGAUCAGGUUAAUAAAGCGGACAGCUACAAGGCUUUGGUGGAGUACGUGGACAGCCAGUUUGAAGCGUAUUUGCAGGAAGAGCUCAAGAUCCAGCGAGCGAUGGCCAGUGCUCAUGAUGGACGCGUUCACGCCUGCCUGUACUUCAUCUGUCCCACGGGCCAUGGUCUGAAAGCUAUGGAUUUGGUGUGCAUGAAGCAGCUUGACACUAGGGUGAACAUCAUUCCCGUGAUCGCGAAGGCCGACACCAUCUCCAAGUCGGAGCUGUCGGGGUUUAAGGAACGCAUAAUGGACGAACUACGGCGGAACAAUGUGAGCAUAUACCAGUUUCCCAUGGACGACGAAACCGUGUCCGAAACAAAUGCUGCGAUGAACGGCCAUCUACCCUUUGCCGUUGUUGGCAGUACGGAGUUUGUAAAGGUGGCCGGAAAGCAGGUUCGUGCCCGCCAAUAUCCAUGGGGAGCGGUGCACAUAGAAAACGAGGCGCACUGCGACUUUGUGAAGCUGCGCGAGAUGCUCAUUCGCACUAACAUGGAGGAUCUGCGCGAACAGACUCACACACGCCACUAUGAGCUCUUCCGCCAGCGGCGCCUACAACAAAUGGGCUUUGUGGACGUGGACAGCAACAACCAGCCGGUCUCCUUCCAACAGACCUUCGAGUCGAAGCGAUCCGACCAUCUGGCUUGCCUACAGGCCAAGGAGGAGGAAGUGCGCCAAAUGUUCGUUCAGCGGGUCAAGCAGAAGGAGAACGAGCUGAAGGACAACGAGAAGGAAUUGCAUACUAAGUUCGACCGGCUAAAACGGGAGCAUUUGGAGGAAAAGGCCCAACUGGAAGAGGCCCGUCGGCAGCUGGAAGAGGAUUGCCAGGAGCUACAGCGUCGUAGGCUCCAGAUGGCCAAUGGUUCGCACACUCUCACCUUGGGCAGGGGCAAGAAAAAGUAGUUAAGUUUAGAAUGUUUUCGAUUUUACUAAAACUGCCUAUGCGAUUAAAUUUCUACAAACCUUACCUAUGACUCCACUCCUAUACCAAGAAGUAUACUAAUUUUGAUAUUUUAUUUCUUUUUAUUUUAACGAUCUAUGAUUUCCAAUUAAACAGUUUAUAAAUAAAUUAUAUUGAAAGAAUUUUAAUUUAGGUUACGAGUUCCAGUAAUUUUAGUUGUAUAAUUAAAUACAAUAAAAAUAUAAAAAAC